UCUUCCACCUUAUUCCCCUAUAUAUAUUCACACAUCUUAACAUUUUAUAAUCACUCUCCCCCUCUUCUCAAACCUCCUUGCUUCUCUGCAAACAAGGCUAAAAUAAUGAUUACUAGGAAAAGAACUGAAAUGCGGCGGCUUUAUUUUGAAUUCAUGCUGGUUUUGAUUUUGCUUUUGCACAACUAUGAGCCAGUGGAUGGUUGGUGGUUCUCCUCUAAAGAGGCUGAUGCGAAUAAUCAGUACCGAGAAAGUGAUCAGUCCAUUCCGAAGGAUAUGGUAGCAGAAUUCUCAAUGGAGCCUCUGAAUAAUCAGAAGGGGAUCAAGUUGGUGGAGAAUGCGAGAAGAAUGGUGGUUUCCUCGAAUUCUUGCUGGCAAAAUGCUUAUAGAAAUCUGUUUGCAGGGUGUUCGGAGAUUCUUGCUGGUGAAGAGAUGAGGUCCAGGUUUGCGUGGCAUCUCAGUGACUGCUUUCAGAGGGAUUCUGGAAGGCCUGAUUUUCCUUACUGUGAUGUGAAAUCCUCCAUGAUGAGCUGUCGUAAAAAAUUGGAUGAGAAUGCUCAUAAAGUUUAUCUCGAGUUUUUUCUGGAAACCAACUCUAUAUGUCACCAAUUACAGGCUGAUGCAUUCAAACGUCAGAUGGAGAGGUUGGUAAAUGAAUUAAAGAAGAGCGCAGAAAAUACAGAAACCACAAUAGAGAAUAUAGGAGAGCGAGCAGAUGAACUUAUUGAGAGAUCAAAUCAAAUGAAAGAAUCUUUAUCGUUGGUUGAUCUUCGUACCAACCAAGUGGCUCAAACCUUGAAAAACGUUGGAGAUCAUGUCAAUCUUGUGUUAACUACUUCUGAAGCAGUUUAUGAGCUAUCUGCAGGGAUAGCAACUUCACAAGGAGAACUUCGUGAAGGACAAGGAAAGAUGCUUGAAACGUUGGAAGAGGGAAUGAUAAUGCUAAAUGAUUCUCACAACAAACUAGGCCAAGACAUUAGUCACUUGGGAAAUAAAACGGUAGAAAUACAAAGUCACAUCAUUAAGGUCGGGGAUUCAAUGGCAUCAAAAAUGAAUGUUUUGCAAAGCACAGCUGAAGACAUCGGGAAUGUAACAGAAGUUACUCUCGAUAGGCAAAAUGAACUUUUGGCUGGACAAUCAGCAGCUGUUGAAGGUCUUCGCAGACUGAAUGAUUUCAUGUCUCAGGCACUUCAAGAGAGCAAGGUUAUUAUGCAGCAACUAGCUGAAUUUGGUCACAGGCAGCAAGAAGAGCUUUUAAAUCGACAAAAACAACUAGAAUUAGCUCAUGAUCAUUUGGUUGAGAAUUCAAGGACAAUUUUGGAAGCUCAGGAAGCCUUUGAAUUAAAGCAAGCAACUAUGUUUCUUGCAAUAGACAAGCUCUUUGCUCUACAUAAUGCUAUUCUGCUGGAAUCUCGACUAAUCAAAGCUUUCAUUAUGUACUCGAUAGCAACUUUUGUUAUCUACAUGUUCACCAGUACUAAGCAAACAUACACCAUGAGACCUCAGCUUUAUAUGGGUUUAUGUGUUACAUUCUUGAUUGAAUUUCUUGUACUGAAGUACUGGGAAAGUGGCACCGAUUAUCAUGCAUCGAUUACAUAUUUUGUUAGGCUGGGGUUCGUGCUUUGUGCUUCAGCUCAGCUUCUCUAUGCAAUUUAUACAUACAGGGACUAUGAAACACUGAACCAUCAGAUGCUUUUAACACUAGUGGAGAAGUUUAAUGUCAUGCAAAAGCAUAAAGAAUUUUCACAGGACAUGGACAGUGACGACGACUGGUCUGCGUUCAUUGAUUCCGACUUGCCAGAAGAUGUAGACAAAUUGGAAGAUCCUGACUUUAUGAUCCCAGAGGAAGUCGGAGAGAAUUCUAUAGUAUCCUCUACAACUACUAGAAGAUAUAAUCUACGCAGCAGACGUCGUUCUUAAUCUGUAGUCUUCACUUCCCUGAACUAAAAUUAUAUGUAAUACGAGGAGGUUAGCAGUUAAGAUGCAAUGUAACAACUUCAAGAUGCUUGGUUAACCUCUAGAUGUUUGAUAUAAUCUGGGAAUGACCUUAACACUCUGAUGAAUAGAAAUAUAGAUUUCAAUAGCUAAUAUAAUUGUGUAUCUUGCAGUUUUGAUGAUGAAAUAUAAAACAUAUUAUUAGUUUAUUAUCCAAA
Molecule: messenger RNA, 2150 nt
Organism: Daucus carota subsp. sativus
Lineage: Eukaryota; Viridiplantae; Streptophyta; Magnoliopsida; Apiales; Apiaceae
Product: protein GAMETE EXPRESSED 1
Exons: 7
Coding region: 106-1917 (603 amino acids)
Source: RefSeq, a predicted model, not a curated record